Molecule: messenger RNA, 2533 nt
Organism: Rhagoletis zephyria (snowberry fruit fly)
Lineage: Eukaryota; Metazoa; Arthropoda; Insecta; Diptera; Tephritidae
Product: neuropathy target esterase sws-like
Biological process (GO): lipid metabolic process
Cellular component (GO): endoplasmic reticulum
Molecular function (GO): phosphatidylcholine lysophospholipase A1 activity
Source: RefSeq, a predicted model, not a curated record
AAAUGCAAAAAUCACGUGAAUAUCGUGCAACGUUUGCCGUUCGGUCCCAAUUAUAUUUUCACUUUCGCCACACGCCCGCCACCACACCGGUCAACCUCAAACACCUUCGAAGGAUGUCUAUGGCGCUAUGCGCGUGCGAGCAUGUCCAUAGCGGGCGUUUUUCCACCAUUCUGCGAUUAUAGAGACGGUCAUUUACUGCUCGAUGGUUGUUACACCAAUAAUGUGCCAGCCGACGUAAUGCAUAAUUUGGGCGCCGCACAUAUUAUUGCUAUCGAUGUGGGCUCCCAAGACGAUAUGGAUUUGACGAACUACGGCGAUGAUUUAUCUGGUUGGUGGUUGCUGUAUAAGAAAUGGAACCCCUUCACAACACCGGUGAAGGUGCCUGAUCUGCCCGAUAUACAGUCUCGUUUAGCGUAUGUUUCGUGUGUGCGCCAACUCGAGGAAGUGAAAAAUUCCGAAUACUGCGAAUAUAUUCGCCCGCCCAUUGACAAGUACAAAACGCUCGCCUUUGGUAGCUUCGAUGAAAUACGUGAUGUUGGUUACGUUUUUGGUAAAAACCACUUCGAUGCUAUGGCCAAAGCCGGACGCUUGGGACGCUUUAAUCAGUGGUUUAACAAGGAGCCUUCGAAGAAAGAGAAUCCUGGCACCCUAAGCGAUUAUACAUUCAUCGAUUUGGCACAUAUCGUUUGCAAAUUACCUGAAACCUAUAUAAGCAAUGAACAAUUGCACCAAGGUUAUCUCUUUAGCGAAGACGAGGACUACGACGGUUACAUAUCGGAGCCGUCGACGUACAAGCGGGUCAAAAUAAAGCGCACAGGCACCUCUUUGUCGCUCUCCGAAAACGAGAUGGAUUCCGACAUCGAAGUUGAUCUGUCUUUGGCCAUACGACAACAUCAUGCACAUCGUUCGCGUAGUACACCGCACACCCCUGCCUCUGAAUCGAAUACAGGCGGCGAUCAAGUUGAUAACAAUGGGCGUGCCCACCACCUAGGCGGUGGCAGCAUUGUGCGUUUUGAUGGUAGUGUUGUUUUCAAAGGCAAUGGCGGCGGUGGUGGCGGCUCGCAAAUCAGUAUAAGGAGUAGUGGAAGUAGUACUGAUUUCGUAACACCUUAUGAUGCGCUUAACAUCGAUGCAGUAGUGGAUGAGUUACCUUUAGAUCCGGUAGUUGUGAAAAAGGAGGAUGAGGUAAAAAAUCGACGGAAUGAGGUUAAUGUAACGACGACAACGCCGUUGAAAAGCGCUCAAAUCUUAGUUAAAGAAGAUGAACUGCGUACGCCUACGCCGAGUACUUCCAAUGCCAGUAUGGUUGCCUCCAUGAAAAGCACUUACAGUUCAAAUGCCGAGUCUGCGACCACCCUGCAAAGCGCUGAUUUAAAUGAAGCGACAACUCAGCCACCAACUACAUUAGAAAACACUUCAGAAGCGACGUAAUGAACGAUUGCGUCAAUUUAGUUAAGGACUUAAUUAUUUAAGUAAUAGAGUGUGUAUGUACCAUGUGACUGAGUGCAAGAUAUCUGUAAUCGAGAGAGAGAGAGAGAGAGAGAGAGAGAGAGAGAGAGAGAGAGAGAGNGAGAGAGGAAGUGACAAAGAAGUACGAGUAUGCUUCGAGCGAGUUUGCAAUCAACUUCCUUAGCCAUAUAUUUACUAAAUACAAAAUAGUUGCUACAAAUUUCAAAAUGUCUGAAUUAAUUAUAAACAAUUAUUGCGUUAAGCUCGACGACUUAUGAACUUGUAUAUUGUUUGUAAUAAUCUUGCAACAAAGGAAACAAAAAUAAAUAAGUAAAGAGCAGUUUUUUGUAAGGGGAAUUAAAAUUUAACAAAUCGCACAUACAUAUACACUUUAAAAGCGAGAAAGGAUAACUUUUCAACAAGUAAAUAGGUUAAUUUCAAGUUUUGAAUUCAUAACAUACGCACACAUGGCAUAAUUAUUUAGUAUUUUUUGCGAAUUAAGGUAAAUUUGAAAUCCGAGUCAUAAUUUUGAAUUAUUGUAGUCAAAAGCUUAUAGCUCAGUAGAGGUAAUGAUAUAUGCCAUAUAAACAUACAUAUACUUAUAUACAUACAUUAUCAUGGCUAUUCCGAUUGUUGCCGCACAUUUUGUAAGCGAAAAAAUUAAACAUUUUUUAACACGAACUUUAUGGCCCUAUUAUAUAAUGGCGACUGAUAGCCGAUAGGCAACCAUAUACUAAAAUUCGCAUUACGUAUGGCUACUGGCUACUGAGUCUAGUAGCGGAAUAUUCUAUUUCCCGCUUAUGAGAUUUGGUUAUUUGUUUACACUUGUUAAACACAUUGGAUUCAAGUUUUCAAUUAUGUACUUCGAAAUGUUCAUGUCAAAAAAGUAAAUUCGGCUUUUGUAUGCGCUUUUCUGUAUACUGAGAUUAAUCGCUAUACAUAAAACAACGUACGAUGUAUGUCGCCAUACGUUAUAGGACCAUUAGUUAGCGGUCACAAAAUGUUUGUUACCAGGCCAGUGUAGCCCGUUUCUGUAACUCUUCUCUACUGGUAGAUAAUAUACGUCAUUCUCUACUACUCAUUA